CGCCACAACGGGAACUCCUAAGAUUUCUGAAUCUUGAUGCAGUUUGUUUUCUCUAAAUUAUUUCUGUUGGAAAAUUCCUUGGUUACAAUUUACAGAGGAUUUAAAUGGCAGACAAUGAAUGCCAAGGUUUGAAGACUCAACUUUCAAAAUAAAAAAAUGGAUUUUUCAGUUGUGAAAUAGUGAAACAUAAGACUUGGAAAACUUACUAUUUCAGAUAUAAAAAUCUAGCUUGGAAUGUCUGCCUUUGUGACUAUGACAUACAUGGUCGUGAAAGUAAUUGAUAAUUUUACUUUGCAGAUUACUAGAGGCUUCUUUACAAGAACUAUAUUUACUUCAUGAGAGGAAACAUAGUGCGGUAUUGUUUAAAAUCUGCCUCUUCUAUUAAAUAGCUAGAAAAUGUCUGUAAGUCAUGUUUUAGCAUACUGGAAUUUGGAAUAAGUGCCCCAUUGUUUGUUUAAAGGCUUAAAGACUACUCAAUAGGUUUAUUCUUUAUUAUUAAUGUACUUUAUUUGCUGGUGACACAGUUGUUUGGUUUUAUUGUGCCCUUGGAGAAUUCUUUUUUUGUCGUUGUUGUUAUCUACGUCACUGUUAGGCUUUUUACUUAAGGGGAGGGCUUUUAAGAGGGUAAGCAAAAGAGGCAAUCAUUAUAUCCUGGUAGAUUUCUGUCAUCUAUAAAUGUGAAAGUAAGUCUUUCAGACUAUCUAUGAGAUAAUGAAAAUUAAUUAUAACGUUUAAAUCAUUUUUUGUGGUGAAUUUUAUCACUAGUAAAAUCAUUCUGUCAUAUUUUGGUUGCAUACUUUUCUCAACCAUUUCAUGAUGACUGGAUCAGACUGCCCCUUGCUUAUACCCUGACCAACAAAUUGCACUCUUACCUUCUCCUUUCAUAGAUUAAAUCCCAGGUAACUAUCAAUCUAUCCCACCCACUUACUAAUUUCACAAAUUAUCUGUCUGUCUGUCUGUCUAUCUAUUUUUUGACUGCCAUGUGCUGUGGCUUUCCCAGGGACUUCGGUUCCCGGACCCGGGAUUGAACCUGGGCCAUGCAGCCAGCAGUCAAUGUGCCAAGUCCUAACACUAGACCACCAAAGAACUCCCCACAAGCUUUAAGUGCCUUCCACAUACGAGGCCCAGUGAUAAGUGCUGGAGUAUGGUGGUGGAAAGGCAAACCCAGUUCUGUGACUAAGGAACUUAUCUUCUGAUUGGGUGGAUAGGCAGCAAAGAUCUGAAUAGUUUAGUUGCACAGACCAUAUGUGUUGUGAAAAACAAGUACAGCAUGGUCCACUCUAAGAGGGGUCCUGUCCUAGCCUGGAGAAAGUCGGAAGUCUCUGUGAGCAGAGGACAUUUGUACAGAGAUCUGAAGGAGAGUAGAAUUAACCCAGCAAGAAGAUUUGGGAUAUGGAUUGAGGGGGAUGUGGUAGUUUAGGAUUCCCCAAAGGGUGAUCUCAGAAGAGGAAGCAGCAUAGCCCAUGUUAUUCUAGUUUGCUGCUUAUGAACUUCUUUGCACUUUAGUUUUUGUUACAAGCACUUACAUUUCACUAAAUACAAAUAAGAAUUAGGAUAUUAUGCUUUGCCUCACUUCAUGAUUGUAUAUCCUUAGAAUAUUCAAAUUUGUGUUUCUGCCACCACUGCUCCUUGACCAAUGCUUUCCUCAUAGCAUUUGCUCAGUGGGUACUUGAUGAUAAUAUACCAAUAGUUUUUGUAAGAUUUGGAAUGGAAUCAAGACUGAACAAAAAAAUAUUAUAAAAAUAGCUUUGAUCAUGCUUCACUAAUCCUAUUAUAAUUUUAUAAUUGAUCUAGAAUGAUUAAGUUAUGGCCAUUUUACCUUUUAAUGUACCACUUAAAAUUUGUCAUAAGUAAUUUUUAGAUUAAAAGAGAGCAAUGUUAAAAAUGAAAUUAUCUCUUUCAUGCCUUUAAAGAUGUGUAGAAGCUAUAUCCUUGCUAGGUGAUAUUGAAAUGAUUAACUUGAGAUGUUUCAAUAAAUGGGCUACUCUUUUUUUGAUUCAGCAUUGUUUUUAACUGUUGAAGAACAUCAUACAGAUAUAUUUGAUCUAUUAGUUGAAGAUACAUUUCUUACCAUAUAUUCUUAUAAGGAAAUAAAGUAGUAGACUUAGGUAUUAUACUGGCACUUUUUCCUUUGAUAGUGUUUCAGCAACAACAACAAAAACGCUCUAUGAUGAAAAAACUUUGAAAGUUUUAUAAUUUUAUUAGAUACUGUUAUCCUAAUGAAUAACAUGAAAAAUAACAUCUUUUAAUAUUUUAAGCAUAUUUCAAAGUUCUCAUGAGAAAUUCUAUAUUAUGAAGUGGGGCUGAUGUUAUAAUUUCGGAUUUAAAGAAGGGUUAAGCGGAGAAAUCAUGGUCACCAAGACCCUCAGCAAUGUGAGUGGUGACCCACGUUUUUGUAGACCUCCUCAAUCUUUUUUCUCUUGGUGUAAUCUAUAAACCCUGCCCCCAGGGUCCUGGGUAUGUCUCUGAGAUUCAGUUUCCUCUGCUACUAAACAGGAGCUUAAAUAGUACUUACUUCAGAGGUGUGUUGGGAAGAGUAGACAGAAUACGUAAUCUUUGAAGUUUACUUGAGGAUGUCCCCCAUAUUGUUAUAAUUUAAAAUAUUGUAGGGAAAUGAGUAGGAAUAGGUCUUCUUGCAUUAAGUUUGCAAAGGACACGAGGAAACUUUUCAUAUGCUUCUGAAUCUUGUUUUGUUUGUGUUUUUGUCAGCACAACCAAGUAUUUGUGUUUGAUUCUGUUUCUGUUCCAACUUUGUAUUUUCUUCCUCAGGAGCAUCUAUCAUUCUUAGGUGGAAUCUCCACUUCCUUGUGUUCCCUGUCUAUCAGCCUCUCCCAUCACUCAGGAUAAUGGUUCUACAGCAUUUUGCUGAUAAUGGAAAACAGCUUUAAGUCAUUUCUUCACGUUUCUGUGCUAAGUCACUUUAGAGAGGGAGGAACUAUACCCAAGCAUCUGGACUGGCAUAGAAAAGAGGAGAAAGAACAUUUAAAAGGAGUACAAGAUCCCCAGCAUGAGAGAAUUAUUACUGUGUCUACUAAUGGAAGUAUUCACAGCCCGAGGUUUCCUCAUACUUAUCCAAGAAAUAUGGUCUUGGUAUGGAAAUUAGUAGCAGUGGAGGAAAACGUAUGGAUACAGCUCACAUUUGAUGAGAGAUUUGGGCUGGAAGAUCCAGAAGAUGACAUAUGCAAGUAUGAUUUUGUAGAGGUGGAAGAACCAAGUGAUGGAACCAUACUGGGGCGCUGGUGUGGUUCUGGCACAGUUCCAGGAAAGCAGAUUUCGAAAGGAAAUCAAAUCAGGAUAAGAUUUGUAUCUGAUGAAUAUUUUCCCUCGGAACCAGGGUUCUGCAUCCACUACAACAUCGUCACACCACAAUUCACAGAAACUGUGAGUCCCUCACUGCUACCCGCUGCAGCUCUGCCCCUGGACCUGCUUAACAAUGCUGUCACUGCCUUUAGUACCUUGGAAGAUCUGAUUCGGUACCUUGAACCAGACAGAUGGCAGCUGGACUUAGAAGAUCUAUACAGGCCAACUUGGCAACUGCUCGGCAAGGCUUUUGUUUUCGGAAGAAAAUCCAGAGUGGUGGAUCUGAACCUUCUCAAAGAAGAAGUGAGGCUAUACAGCUGCACCCCUAGGAACUUUUCAGUGUCUAUCAGGGAAGAGCUGAAGAGAACAGACACCAUCUUCUGGCCAGGCUGCCUCCUCGUCAAGCGUUGUGGCGGGAACUGUGCCUGCUGCAUGCACACCUGCAAUGAGUGUCAGUGUGUCCCCAGCAAAGUCACCAAGAAAUAUCACGAGGUCCUUCAGUUGAGACCCAAGACAGGUGUCCGGGGGCUGCACAAGUCCCUCACCGACGUGGCCCUGGAGCACCACGAGGAGUGUGACUGCGUGUGCAGAGGCAACCCGGGAGGAUAACGUCUCGCGCAGCCCCCUACCUGGCGCGGCGGGCUCAGGGCUGACUCUGCCGCCCAGCUCCCGCCUUAUCUCCAUCCUCCAUCUCGGCUGUUUGCUCCAGGGCCCUUUCAUCUUCAGGAUUUACAGCGUGUUCUGAAAGAGGAGACACCACGCAGAAGAAUUAGGGGUUUGGCAACAGCUCUUUGGAGAGGAAGCCCACAUGACAGGAGAAGAGGCCUUCCGCUGAGGAAAGGAAUGAACCUGGUAGAUAUACUAGCUAGUUACAGAGUCCCCACGUGCUCACUGGGCUUUGUUUGUGUCUCAGUUGUCUGGAGGUGGCCUAGGUUCAUGUCAGCACAGGAAACACUGCCCGUGAGUGCCUGGUUCUGUUGCCUUGCUUAACUCUAAAGCUCUGUGCUCUGGGCUAAAAAAUCACAGAAAUCUUGGAUUUUUCUUCUAUUUGCAUAUAUAAGCCAGAGUGUUCUGUAUUCUACCAACAUGGGUUUUAAAAAGGAACUAUGUUGUCAUAAAUUAAACUUGGGUCAGGCUGAUAGGAAAGACUGGAUUUUCCGUAUUUCUUAUUCAAAUGGCUACCAUUUAGGAGAAGAAAACUACAUUCGUGGUUUGGAAGAGACACACCUGAGAAGAGUGGCCUUAUCUUCACUUAAUCUAUAAGUUGGUUUAUUUGUUUAAUGUGUACAUUUUUAUAUUCUCCUUUUGACAUUAUAACUGCUUUUCUAAUCUUGUUAAAUAUAUCUAUUUUUACCAAAGGUAUUUAAUAUUCUUUUUUUAUGACAGCCUAGAUCAACUAUUUUUAGCUUGGUAAAUUUUUCUAAACAGAAUUGUUAUAGCCAGAGGAACAAAGAUGAUAUAAAAUAUUGUUGCUCUGACAAAAAUACAUGUAUUUCAUUCUUGUAUGGUGCUAGAGCUUAGAUUAAUCUGCUUUUGAAAAUAUUGCAGUGGGAAAUGGAUAGAAUUUGGUGAGUUGCAAAGACUCUUUGAAAAUAAAUUAUGUUUUCCACUCCUACUAUUGGAGACACCAGUAGGAAGCAGCAUAUAGGAUUAGGCAUCCAGAUCCAGGCAUUACUAACCCCUAACCCUAUCUUGGGAAAUGUGAGCCUAGCUCAGAAGAACAUAAAGCACCUUGAAAAAAAAGAGACUUGACAGCUUCCUGACAAAGGGUGCUUUUCCAUCCUGUAGGAACACAUCCUAUUUAUUGUGAUGUUCUGGUUAGAUUAUCUUUAGACUCUGUUCCAUACACUUGUAUAAAUACAUGGAUAUUUUUAUGUACAGAAGUAUAUCCUUUAACCAAUUCACUUAUUGUACUCUUUGGCAAUGGUAAGGAAAACCAGUCAAAUACUUUGCUUGUAAAAUGCUUAAUAUCGUGCCUAGGUUAUGUGGUGACUAUUUGAAUUAAAAUGUAUUGAAUCACCAAAUAAAAGAAUGCAGCUAUUUCGGGGAGAAACUAAGUGUGUGUGUCCAAGAUUUGUCUCAAACUACAAGAAAAUAAAAGUGACUAUGUUUUGUGUUACC
Sus scrofa (pig) is the source of this 5421-nucleotide messenger RNA. It is a transcript of the gene PDGFC, whose product is annotated as platelet derived growth factor C. Lineage: Eukaryota; Metazoa; Chordata; Mammalia; Artiodactyla; Suidae. Gene Ontology annotation, cellular component: membrane. Gene Ontology annotation, biological process: positive regulation of cell migration; positive regulation of cell population proliferation; platelet-derived growth factor receptor signaling pathway. Gene Ontology annotation, molecular function: platelet-derived growth factor receptor binding; growth factor activity. The record is from RefSeq and is a predicted model, not a curated record.